CGCCGAGUGAUGGCGAAGCGUGUCUGCACGGAGGAUGCUUUGGCGGCCUCCUCGGCCGCCUCCCACACGUCGCAAAGCCGCUUCCCCGACGUCCUUGGUGAGGCGGGCAUUGUUCUGGCGGACUUCACGACUGCACCGGACCUGUACGCCUUCAGACGGACCUCACGCGCGGCCACACACCAGCUGAGUGCCAACUACCUCGUCCAGCGCAUCAGCCGGUGCUCACCGACCAGCAGCCGUGUGAGGCCGGCGGACGUGCAGCGUGUGGGGUCCAAGGCGGUGCUUGACGGCCGGGCGGACAGCCUCAAGCAGUACAGCCUCUUCGGCCACCUGCUGGGGCAACAUGAAGUGAUAGCCCUCCGCCAGAUCGACGGCAUCGAGCAGCUGGGUGAGACACUGGUGACUGUCUACACACAGCAGACGCUCCCCGUCAACCAUGAGUUCAUCGGUUCAUUUGACCCAACAGAUCCUGUCGUGAGAGGUGAGGGACCGCGAAUGCAUGCAAGUGGCAUGGCAGAACAGGGGAUGCCAAAUUGUGUGCUAUGGUGUGUGUUCCGUUCCCUUCAGCGAACAACGAGGUGGAUUACAUGAGUUUCCGACAGCUGGCCAUCACGCGGUAAGUAAGGCGACACGACCCAUGGAAGCCACUUGUACACAUGUGGAUGAUCCGUCUGUGUGCCUUUGCCUAGUUUUCCGUCCCAGGAGCGGAGGAUGUGUUAUCGCAGCAUCCGGCAAGGCCUAUACGCUCAGUUUCGGCACAUGUUGCGGCGAGCUGCCGAUCUGCUGACACAAGUAGGCCAACUACCGAGAUCAACUGCUAUGUCGGGGGUGCCUGUCUCUUCUCAUCGUUGCAGGCCGCCAUUCCCUGGGGCCGUCAGAUCAGGCUGGUGAGAGUCGACCAUGGGCGGCGGAGCGGCUCCAUCUACCUAUGCGGAGAGGGCAAGGAUGACACCUUUGCUGCCUGCGUGACCCUCCGUAGUCGCGACGACCGCUGUUGCACGAUUGACCUCUACACGACUGAGACUCCCCAGCCGCACCAGGAGGGCCCCCUCCGCUUCCCCCAGACACUGCAGCUGGCCCGUCAGCUGCUGGGCAAUGACGAACAGACGCUCUUUGGCGAUUUGGCGAUACAAGUGCGCGCCUUCGGCCCGCUGCCGAGGAAAGUUAUGGCGUUGAUGGCCGCGGGCAUGACAAAAGCACAAGCCUGGGCCACGGUUGCACCCUAGCAGGGAACAGGAGGAUGACAGCUAGGAGAAGGCAGGGACGGUGGGGCGAUUAACCUGACAGUGAAAGGGUCAAGCGAUGCGAAUCAUUUGACUCUCCACGAAUAGCCAAAUAGCUUGAUUGAAUGGCGUGUGUGAGGUCUGGUGUCACAUCCAUGUCGUUCUUGUCGAUGGCUGUGCCGCUGGCUGGUCGUGGAACAUGGG
Vitrella brassicaformis is the source of this 1427-nucleotide messenger RNA. Lineage: Eukaryota; Vitrellaceae. The record is from the annotation of a GenBank genome assembly.